Messenger RNA from Sphaeroforma arctica JP610, 187 nucleotides. RefSeq lists its product as hypothetical. Lineage: Eukaryota; Ichthyosporea; Ichthyophonida. The transcript has a single exon. The annotation marks the transcript as partial. The record is from RefSeq and is a predicted model, not a curated record.
UGGACUCUGUGAAGCAGGCCCUGACAGCCGUCGGCUUCACCGAGCUCCGGGAAAGAGACGAAUGGAAUGUCAAGCCCAAUGGAAAGUAUUUCUUUACUCGCAAUCAAUCUGCCAUCAUCGCGUUUGCCGUGGGUGGCCAGUACAAAUCUGGAAAUGGUUUCAACAUCGUUGGCUCGCACACGGAUAG